Messenger RNA from Gryllus bimaculatus (two-spotted cricket), 7495 nucleotides. The record is from the annotation of a GenBank genome assembly. NCBI's taxonomy places the organism in Eukaryota, Metazoa, Arthropoda, Insecta, Orthoptera, Gryllidae.
UGAGUUUAUAUUAAGUAUUGAUUAAUUUGUGUGAAUUAUUAGGAAAUUGUACUUAGUUAAUUAUAAGUUAGUGUGUAAAGUAGUUUUGAUGUUAUUUUUUGAAGUUGUGAGAGCCAAGUUGUAAAAAGUAUUGGAACAAACAAUGAAUUCAUCUAGAGGUAAUGUGCAAGAUAAACAUUCCAAACAUGCUGGAAUUGGUGACUUCAAGUUUCAAGUACCUCAAGAAGCUCCUGUAUUUGAACCUACAAAGGAAGAAUUUCAAGAUCCUUUAAAGUACAUUAAUUCUAUUCGUCAUAUUGCAGAAAAUUCUGGCAUCUGCAAGAUAAAACCACCUCCAGACUGGCAACCUCCCUUUGCAGUUGAUGUGGAUAAAUUCAAGUUUACUCCCAGAAUUCAACGCCUUAAUGAAUUAGAAGCAAAAACAAGAAUUAAGCUAAAUUUUCUGGAUCAGAUAGCAAAGUUCUGGGAACUUCAAGGAUCCUCUCUUAAAAUUCCUGUGGUAGAGAAAAAGGCAUUAGAUCUUUACACACUGUUUAAACUGGUACAAGAUGAAGGAGGAGCUGAAACAGUCACAAAGGAAAAGAAAUGGAAUAAAAUAUCUAUCAAGAUGGGAUUUAAUGAUGCGAAAGGACUAGGAAGUUUGCUGAAGCAUCAUUAUGAAAGAAUUUUAUAUCCUUAUGAUGUCUUCUGUAAUGGCAAAGUACUUUCUCAACUAAAGGUAGAAUCAGAUAGUAACGAAACUAAAGACAAAGAUUACAAGCCACAUGGGAUACCAUCUCGGCAAGCUAUCAAGCCGCCUCAAGAAAAAUAUGGUCGAAGAUCAAAACGUUACGAUUCAUCAGAAUUUCCAGAAGAUGAAAUAAUUUAUGAAGAUGGAAGUUCAUCCAAUGAUAACAAAGAGCUCAGGAGACUGCAGUUUUAUGGUGCUGGCCCCAAAAUGGCUGGUUAUCAAACAAAGAAAGAAGAGAAACCAAAAAAUAAAACCAGAGGAAAGAAAGUAAAUUAUGAAUAUGAUCCACUUGCAAAAUACAUAUGUCACAAUUGUGGCCGUGGAGAUGUUGAAGAGUGUAUGUUGCUGUGUGAUGGCUGUGAUGAUAGCUAUCACACUUUCUGUCUUCUGCCUCCAUUGCCAGAUAUACCAAAAGGAGACUGGCGGUGUCCAAAGUGUGUAGCAGAAGAGGUUAGCAAACCCACAGAAGCAUUUGGUUUUGAGCAGGCUCAAAGAGAAUAUACUUUGCAACAGUUUGCUCUGUUGGAAGAGGCUCAAGAAAAGAAGUUUGUUCCCACCGAAUUAUUGGAUUCAGUCCAGAAAAUUGUUGCAGAAUCAGAGCGUUAUGCAAAAGUUGCCCAAGGAUUGUGCUUCAAUAAAGUGCGCACAAGAAACAGACAAGUAAUGCAAUCAAAACCAAAAAUUACAAUUGAAGAAAUUCGUACUUAUGUAAGUAAGAUGGAAAGUUUGCCUGUUAACAUGAAGGAAACUACUGCAAUGAAAGAUCUACUGAAAAGAGUGGAAACUUUCAAAGAAAAGAGUGAAGAACUUUUGAAGUCUGAGUUUCCUGAAUCAAAAGAACUAUCUUCAUGUUUAGAAUUAGGUUAUGCUCUUGAUAUUGACUUACCUGAAGUUCCAAGACUUAAACAGUAUUACGAGCAAAUGCAAUGGCUUGAGAAUGUUCAGUUUCAGCGUUCCGAACCAGAUAAACUAACUACCGAGAUGCUGCGUCAACUCUUGGCCUCUGGUAUUGAAUUAGCUCCUCAUCCUGCUGUGGAAAAGGCAAUGGGUGAGUUGCAAAUUCUACUGACGCAAGUAGAACGUUGGGAAGAAAAAGCUCGCCAAAACCUUCAAGCUCAUUCUCUUCUCCCUAUUGAAAAUAUUGAAAACAUAUUGCUGGAAGCUGACAACAUUUCUGCUCAUUUGCCCAGUGUAAUACCUUUGAAAGAUGCUUUGAAGAAGGGAAAGGAGUGGAUUAAGAGAGUGGAAGACAUCCAGAAUGCAACUAAUUUCCCUUAUGUUGACACAUUGGAAGACCUAGUGAGUCGGGGACGAUCCAUUUCAGUUCUUUUGGAUUCAUUGCCACAACUGGAACAGCAACUUCAUGGUGCUCAGAUGUGGAAAGAACGAACAGCACGUACAUUCCUCAGAAAAAAUUCUCACUACACUCUAAUGGAUGCUUUGUCUCCCCGCGUAGCUGUUGGACUAGAAGCAUUGAAACUCAAGAAACGCCGGUAUCGUGAAGAAACUGAGCUGUCUCGAGUUUCACACACUGUUGCUGGAGUAAAGUUGGAAGGUGAUGUGGAUCCAGCGGUUGUAGUUGCUGCAUUCAAGAAGGCUGAGGAACAUGAGAUGGCGCGGAUGCUGAAAUUUCGACAAGAGAAUAUGCGUAAGCGAGAAGCUGAUUGUGGUGAUGCACAUUAUUGCAUCUGUCGCCGUCCUAUUGCUGGUGUAAUGUUUCAGUGUGAAUUGUGCAAAGACUUGUUUCAUUCAAUGUGUGUACCUAUACCCAAAACUUCAAACAGUAAAUCAAAAGUUGGGAGUGGUGCUGGGACAUCUCUGUCAUAUCUUGGAAUGAGUGCUGGUUCUCUACGAGAAGUAAAGUUUCUUUGCCCAAGUUGCUUGCGAUCCAGGAGACCCCGCUUGGAAACAAUUUUAGCUCUUUUGGUGGCCCUUCAGAAAAUCCCAGUUCGAAUACCUGAAGGAGAAGCUCUUCAGUGUCUUACUGAAAGAGCUAUGAAUUGGCAGGAUCGUGCAAGACAAGCACUAGCUACAGAGGAAUUAGCAUCAGCUUUAGCUAAGCUCUCUGUAUUAUCUCAACAACUUGUUGAGGCUGCCGCUCGUGUUAAGACUGAGAAAAUUAUUUCAAGUGAACUGAAUAAAGCUGCAGCGGCUGGAAAUAAAAUUCCAGAGAUGCAGCGUCUUGACAAAAAUCAUUCCUCAAUGUCUGUAUCAUCAGAAAGAGGGAAAAUUGCUGACGUGGAUUCCCCUAGCAGUCAAGAUAAAAACAGAAACAGACGUACUCUUGAUGAUGAUGAAAACAGUGGUGGAAGUGGUGAAGAUCACAAGAACACUGAAGAAGAAAGAGAAAGAAGAAUUUCUCAAACUAGUCCAAAUAUCAGAGAUGAUGAAGAAGACACAAGCUUUGAAGACAAUGCCAGUUCUUACAGCACAUCUGAACAUGCUUACUCAACUGCAUCACGGACUGGGCUGGCUGGAGGUAAGAAGCAUGUGCGGAAAACACCACUUGUUCCCCGUCAGUUGGAAGUACCUGUACUUGCUCUUAGUGAGACAGCUUGCCAGCAGUUGGAAGAAUUAAUGAUGGAAGGUGAUUUGCUUGAAGUGUCUCUUGAUGAAACUCAUCAUAUAUGGCGCAUACUCCAGGCAACCAGGCCUCAUCAAGACGACAGGUAUCCUGACUUUGAGGAUUUGGAUAAUGAACUACAAGUAGAGAAGUUGAGGAAGGAAGGAAGAGAACGUCGAAAAGGGAAAAAGAAAUUUUCUGAAGAACCUGAUUCACAGAGUGGUUCAAAGAAAAUCAAAAUCCUUGUUUUUAAGGAUGAAGAUAAAACGGGAAAACGGCGUGAAGGAAAAAAAAAAUUUUGUCGAGAAAUGGGUGAUCCUACAAAACGGAUGCCACGUAAAGGGAAACACAAUGCCUCCGAGUCAGAAAAGAAAUCUGAUAAUCCAACACAUUCAAAACCAGAAAGUUCUGAUGAAGAUGAAGACUGUGCUGCUCCAACAUGUUUACGACCCACCGGCCAUGAAGUAGAUUGGGUGCAGUGUGAUGGGGGGUGUGAUAUGUGGUUCCAUUUGCAUUGUGUAGGACUUGAUAAGAAGGACCUGAGGGAAGAUGAAGAUUAUAUAUGUAAACAAUGCUCUAAUCCCUUAGGUGAAUCUGAACCCACUCAAGAAGUUGAUCUCUCACGAGUGAAAGUUGAACAUGGUAAUGGAGAUGAUAAAUAACAGAAGAAUAUAAAAAUGGCAAACUUUUAUGAAGAUCUCGCUGGUGAAGCAGGAAGUGAUAUUGAAUCUGAUAUAUCAGAUGUCAAUCCAGCAGAAAUGGCAAAGAUGUUGCAGGGCCUUGAUGACAUGGAUGAUGCUCUUUUUAAAUCCAAGAAACAGAAUGAAUCUAUAACAUCUCCAAGAAAAUCAUCCAGAAAGGCAUCAUCGGCCCAAGAUCUUUCUUUGAAGUCAGAUAAACAACAUGUCACAUUUGGUGAAAAUACAACAAAUAUUAUUAAAAAGAAAGGACAGGCAAGAAAAAAUCAAGAUGAGGAUUUUGAUUGGGAUGAUCCUUUGGGAGACAUUCUAUCGAGUGAUGAAUCUGGUGGGAAAAUAAAAUCAUCUGUAAAUCCACAAAUGACUCAAAAGAAAGGUAGACAAGCAAUGCCUAGUAAUAAGCCAAUUGAUGGUAAAAGUUCAAUAUUAAAAGAUAAAUCAGUUAAAGAUUUAUUUGGCUUAGAAGAUCCCAAAGAAAUAAAUGAAAAACAAGAAAAAGAUUUAAGCAAACUUGUCUCUGAGCCAAAAUCAUUGGAAUCAUACUUAGAUAUGAAAUCUCCAAAGAAAGCAGAAACAACUUCAUUGAACGAUGAAUUAAAUACUUCUAAAGUAUUUUCAGUUUCUGAUACUGCUAUGACUAAGAAAAAACCUUCUUCAAAAGCAUCUGCAUUUCAGAAGAAAGCUGAUGAAACUGAAAGUGAUGAUCUGUUAAUGGGUUUAGGUUUAGAUACAGAUAAGAAAACAGCCAGUAAAUUAUUUAGUGGUAGAUCUAAUGUAGCAAAAUCAAGGUCAAUUAUGGAUGACAUAUUUACAAGUCCAGAAAAAAAUAUUGGCACAAGUGAUUCAAAGAAAACAAACAAACAGGAAUCAGCCAAUGAAGGUACAGUUGCCUUUGGCAAAUAUGCUCCAUCUGUAUCAAAUACACGAGAAUCACGUCGUGCUACCUCUAGACGAGAAACCUCAAUUGGAGAUCCAUUGGGCUUGUUUUCACCCCCAGCUACUCCUAGAAGAAGCCAAACAGUGGAAUCGGACCAUAAAGCAGUAUCCAAUUUGCAAACAUCUACACCUAUGAAGAAAUCUGAAUACAAUGAUGACAAAUCUGAUUGGUUAGGACUAUCUACAAGUAAGGAAGCAAAAACACACUCAAUAUCUCCUGAGCGUAAAAGAAUCGCUGAAAGAAAACCUCCCAAAUCAGCACAAAUUGAUCCUGGUGUGCAGCAUCAGCCUUCUGCUUCUGAUAACCUUCCAGAGUGGUUAGGAGGAUCUGGAGGGCAUAAACAGAAAGAAGGAACUUCAAGAAAUGCAGAGCAUGUAACAUCUGCCAACACUCCACAAAUUUUACAAAGUGUUCAGCCCAAAAUCGUCUCUGGGGUAGAAACAGGUCCUUUGCCAAAUGCACAAGUCUUAACACUGCAUACCCAAAGCCAGAUGGAGCAAGAAGCAGCAUAUGCACUACAGUUGCAAGAACAACAAUUGCGUACUGCUCUUCAGUUGAGGCAGCAUGAGGUGCAACUAGCAAAUGUUCAUGAAAGGCAGCGUACCUUGCUACAUCGUCAAGAACAACAGAUGCAGCAGUUGCUAACUCAACAGGUACAAAGGCAGAAGCAACUGGAACUACAGCUACAAGAACAGCAGCAGCGAAUAGCAGAUUACAUGCAGGCACUUAUGAAUCAGCCCCCAACAACUAUCGUAUCCACUCUUUCUCCUGAACUAGAACUUCCAAUCACAAGCAGUACAACAUCUACACGAACAAAAGAGAAAACAUCAACAAAAGAAGAGAAUAAUGAAAAUACUACAAAUCAAAAUGAUGAACCAGAAUUAACUGAUAGGGAAAUCCAAGUGCAGCUGAUGGAAUUGCAAAUUGCCCUACAACAGUGUACAUUGGAAAAAAAAGCUCUUGAAUCAACAUUAGAAAAUGUACAAGCUAAACAUAAAGAAGAGUUGCAUUUAAUGGAAAAUUCCUACAAGAGACAAAUUUCAAUUCUGGAAGAAGCAAUGGAGAAACAUAACGCAAGACUAAAAGAGGAGAAUGAAAGAAUUGAAACAGAAUACAAAGAGCGUUUAACUAAAAUGCAGGAACAACAAACUAAUAUCAUUGAAAAACAUGCACUGCAGUUGGCUGCCUUACAGAAAGAACAUAUAAAUGAUAUGCAAGCCUUGAAAGAUCAGCAUAGUGCUUUACUAGAACAUGUACAAUGUACACAACAAAAAGAGACAAGUGCAGUGAGAGAGGCUUCUCAUAAUAUGACAAUUCUCCAAAGUACAAUUGAGCAAUUGGGUCGCAACACAGACAGUCUAAGUGAAAUGCAUGGGUGGCUUGAGAAACAGAGCAGUGCACACAUGGAACUUAGAGAUUUGGCCCUUAAGACAAAAGAAGCAGAAGUACAAGCUUACAAAGAAAAUUUAACUCGUCAGCGAGAAGCAGCAGAAGAGGAUCGAAGAAAAUUACUUUGUCUAGUUGAACAACUUGAGUUGCAAAUUGCACAGCAACGAUCAAAGAGUGAAGAAGAUAGGUAUGCAUUGCGUCAAGAAACAGUUAGACUAGAUGCUCGUAUAGAGGCAUUUGAAAGGGAGAAAGAACGAGUUAAAGCAGAAAUAGAGAAAGAACGUCAGCAUGUUGAGAAAGCAAGACUAGUGCUUCUCGAAGAGCAAAAGACUGUAAGCUUGCAGCUUAAAGAAGAAAAGCUCAGUCUUGCCAAGGAAAGGGCUCGAAUUCAAGCACUAACUCAAUUGCAAGGAUCUGCCGCUGCUUCAGAAGAGGAGGUCAUGCAGCUGAAAGCAGAAGCAGAAGCUGCUCUAACUGUGGCUAAAGAAGCAACUGAACAAGUAGAGACCCAGAAGCAAGUCAUCCAAGAACAGCAGAGACAGAUUGAAAAAGAACGUCGCAGACUACAAGAACUAGAACACACAUUAACGACACGAGCUCGUGAACUAGAAGCACUCACUAAGACUGCUUUAGCAACACGUAAUGAAGGAGCUGAAGCAUUGGCCAGUGCUGUCGAGGCUGAAGAGAGGCAAAAGCAACGAGCUGUGGAUUUGCAGAGACAAUUAACAGAAGUGAAAGAUAGAGAGAAGAGAGUGGCUGAGGAAAGAAUGUUACUAUCUCAGGAGCGACUGAAAAUUCAUAGAAAACAUGAACAGAAGAUGUGUCCAUCUUGCAAAUGUUCUUUAACGAAACCUCUCAUAUCCACAGAACAGUCUCAAAUGACAUCUGCAGAUUCAAAUAAGUACAUUGAUCCAAGGAAAGUAAUUUUGAAGCUAGUUGCCGAAAAAGAAAGAGAUGCCUUGCUUAGCAAUUCUCUAAAUGUGUCUGGACCAAAAUGAUUACUCCUGUUUUUUAAAUAUCACACUUGCACUGAAAUUAAUACAUUAUUUUGCACCAAUCCACCACCAAGAAGUCUGAUUUAAAAAAAUAAAUGUGUUAAAAUAGGGAUUUUGAUUUUCUAUAAAAAGUAUUAUUUUGUACUUGAUAUUCGUCUUCAGUAAAACAUUUUUUAAAUAAAA